This is a messenger RNA of Microthlaspi erraticum, 540 nucleotides long. The record is from the annotation of a GenBank genome assembly. Lineage: Eukaryota; Viridiplantae; Streptophyta; Magnoliopsida; Brassicales; Brassicaceae.
AUGGCCACAAUCUCCUCCAUCGCAACCCCUUUUCUUCUCGUCCUACUCCUCUCUGUCUCCUCCGUUUACGGCGCGUCUCACCACCACACAGCCGCGCCGGCGCCGUCUGUCGACUGUACGACUCUCAUACUAAACAUGGCCGAGUGUUUGUCCUUCGUUUCGAGCGGAGUAACGGAGAUGAAACCGGCACGUGCUUGCUGCGACGGGCUUAAGACGGUGCUUAAAACCGACGCACAGUGUCUCUGUGAGGCUUUCAAGAGCAGCGCUUCUUUCGGUGUCACCUUGAACAUCACUAAGGCUUCUACACUUCCCGCCGCAUGCAAGCUUCACGCUCCUUCUAUCUCCAACUGUGGAUUGUCUCUUGCUCCUGCUACCGCUCCAGGUGUUGCUCCAGGAGGAGUUGCUGCUGGACCUGAAGCAGGCGGAAUCUCAGCUCCAAACCCGUCUCCAGGAGGAAACGACGGAUCUUCCUUGAUCCCGAUCUCUUCAACCACCGUAUUCAGCGCUAUAUUGUUCCUACUGUUCUCGUCUCAUGUGUAA